Molecule: messenger RNA, 340 nt
Organism: Bursaphelenchus xylophilus (pine wood nematode)
Lineage: Eukaryota; Metazoa; Nematoda; Chromadorea; Rhabditida; Aphelenchoididae
Source: the annotation of a GenBank genome assembly
AUGCUCCACUACAGUACCCUGGUGGCCCUCAGCGUGUGUGCCUUGCUUGCCGCAGCCCAAGAUUGGGGAGGAAUGGGCGGUGGUGGAGACAUGGGAGGUGGUGAUAUGGGAGGAAUGGGAGGAGGAGACAUGGGCGGCGGUGACAUGGGAUAUGGAGGAGGUAUGGGAGGAGGAGAUAUGAAUGGAGGCGAUAUGGGAGGCUAUGGAGGAGGUGAGUUUGCCAGAUCACACCUUAUCCUAAAAUCUCAUUUUCUUAGGCUACGGAGCAGGCGGCGGCCCCAUGCCCGGCAACUACGGAGGAUUCCCACAGGGCGGACCAGGAUAUAACCAACAGCAGUAA